AUGGCGUCAUCUGGGCUGGCCUCGCAGGCCGCAGCGGGCAGCAGCCUGCUGCAGGGCCUGUACAAGGGUAUGGAGCGCAUGUCACAAGUGCAGUUUGCCAAGAAAGCGCUCCGGAAGCGGGCGCAAGCGAGGACUCUUCUGGACAUCCAGCACCUGAUGAAGCAGACAGAGGACGUCUCGCUGCUCACGAAGAACGGCGCGGCGGUGCACCGGGACCUGUGCCACGUGUUGAAGCUGCGCACCCUGGAGCAGGGCGACACGUGGAACAUCGACGGCUGCGUCUUCGGCUGGAUGAUGACGGGCUCCGUGCGGAUCGUCACCGACGAGUACGCUCCGCUGGAGAAGGCGUACACUGAGAAGCCCGGCGCGUCGCGGAGGAGCCAGGCGGAGGACGUGUCGUCCAAGGGCGGCGUCUCCGUGAACGAGCUGCGCGCUCUGUUCGACUCGAUCGACGCGGACGGCUCCGGCGCCAUCGACGGCGAGGAGCUACAGACGGCGCUUGAGAUGAUGGGGAUCCACCUGUCCGACGAGAACGUGGCCGAGCUGAUGGAGGGCGUCGACGACGACGGGUCGGGGGAGCUCGAGUUCGAGGAGUUUGUGGAAAUCAUGACGACGAAGCUCAAGGUGGGCACUGCGCCGGAGCGGCGGUGGGAGCUGAUCGAGGAGCCCGGCGCGGAGCUGGAGGAGCUCCUCGCGGGCGUGAAGUUCGAGGGGCGGUGGCUGCGGGACUUCCUCGAGCAGCACUCGUUCGGGGGGCGCAGCGUGGUGGACAAGCUGCCGUACCAGUGCCGCGUGAAGGCGCUCACGGACUGCGACAUCGUGGUGAUCGACGCGGCGCUGUUCGAGAAGAUCUUGACCGAGGGGUUCGACGGGGAGCUGCGCGCGAAGAUGGACGCCAUGUCCGCAAUGGGCCCCCUGAAGCCGUGCAUGGAGUUGUCCGACAAACGCAGCAUCGCGUUCGCGGCCGUGCGCGUCGAGAUCGCCGCGAAAGACGCGAUCCACGAGCAGAACGCCGACGCGAACAAGGUGUGGUUCAUCGAGCACGGGACGGCGGACGUGCUCUUCCGGGUCACCGACACGCCGCUGGUCGACUCCAACGCGCAGCGCUCCAAGGCCGCGGUCCUCCGCGAGGACCUCCUCACCUCGAAGCCCCGCAGCAAGGCCGUCACCGUCGCGCGGCUGCUCCCCGGCGACAUGUGCGGGGAGGAGGCCGUCAUCGGCGCGGCGCGCUUCUCGCACAGCGUCGUGGCCGUGUCCGACGUCGUCGCGUACGUCCUCGACAAGGACGCCAUCCGCCGCGUCCUCCACCCCGAGGACUACAAGCGCCUCGUCGACCACUGCCUCGUCGUGGGCAAGUGGCGCGCCGCGCAACUGGCCAAGGCGGUCGCCGCGCAGGAGGCGGCGUCCGCGGAGGCCAAGGGCGUGCUGAACACGGCGCGGAGGACGCUGAAGCAGGUGAACCGGCAGCGCGAGCGCAUGGGGCUCGGCGCGACGAAUCUCUCGCAGCUAGGUCCCGCGAUGAAGGAGCUGGUGCUUGCGAGCACGGGGGGCGGCGGCGGAGGGCCCGCGGAGGAGCCGCCGCGGCAGGACAUGCUCGGUGCGAUGGCGUGGACGAUGCGGAAGAAGACGUACUUCCACGCGGGGCAGGCGGAGGGCGCGGGCUUCGACGGGCAGGUGCUGCGGAGUGCCUACCACGGCGUGGGCAAGGUCGUGCACUCGGCGCUGACUCAGCUGGGGCACAAGAAGGACGUUGAGUCGGAGGCGUCGCUGGCCAAGCUGCAGCGAGACACGGCGACGCCGGAAUCGUCCACGAGGGACCUCGACGUGUCCCGGCUCCUGCCCGGGCGCGGUCAGCUGGCGAGCGCCGCCCGUCCGCGCUCCAGAGCGGGCUCGGAGUGGUCCGACGUCUCUGGUAUGACGGAAGAAAAACUCCCCCUCCUCUUCUUCAGGAGGGCGGAAGCGACCGCGCCGGGGAAGUUCUCGCUGUCGAAGACGGACCGCAUGCGCCUCGAGGGCAUCGUUCCCGACGACACGACGCACACCGCGCCCGGGGGCGCCAGGCUCGACGUGACGCAGUCCAUCGCGCAAGGCUCGCUCGCGGCGGUCGCCCCGCACGAGGGCUGCAUCGUCAACCCCUCGGGCGACCUCGAGCAGCAGCAGGCUCUCCUGGACGGUGCCCUGGCCAUGGUGUGGGAACUCUAUCCGCGGACCAAGCACGGUAACGCUGGGCAGUCCCGGCCCGCGAAGCCCGUGUCGCCAAUGGUGUCGCAGCGGGCGCAGCGGAAAGCGACGUCGCGGGCGCCCGCGGGGCUCUCGACGACGCCGAUGCCGGCGCUCGGCGGGAGCUCGCACCGCGGCGGCACGCGCACGCCGCGCACGGCGCCGGGCGGGGAUCGGCAGGGCGGCGCGUACGUCACGCCGCGGGGCGUCGGGCUGUACGCGGGCGCGGACGGGCGGCUCACGCCGCAGCCCGGCGGCACGCCGCCGCCCGCGGCAGCAGGAGCGCAGGCGUCCGAGGUGCGGACGGUGGUUGGGCCGGGCGCGCGGGUCGGACGCACGGCGGGGGGCUCGCGCGGCGGCACGGCGAUGCGAGGCCUCGCGUCGCAGCAGCCCGUGGUCGCGGCGGUCGUGCCGUCGUCGCCGGGAAAAGGCCAGCGGGGGGAGGGGCAGGGCGCGCAGCCACAGCACCUCUCCGUACGCGCGAGCACCGUCUCGCACGUCCCCUCUCCCCGCGUGUUCACGACAAGCCUGGCGGAGGCGAUGGGGGGGCUCGACGACCCCCAGGACCCCUCCUUCGAGGGGGGGGGUCUCUCGCAACAACAACCACCUCGAGGAGCGAGUUCCCGAGAAGAGAGCCGCGGAAGCCCCAUCGCAGCUCCGCACACAGCGCCCGCGGGAGCUGACCGCGGCCGGAGCGGCUCCCCGCGCGGCUCGUCAUCGUCGGACAGCGAGGGGGGGGAGUUCGACUUCCAGUUCGACUCGCGCCCUGACGACGCCAGUCGACUCCCCCCGCACGCGGAGGAGCAAGGCGCGCUCUCGGCGUCGAUGGCGAGCGGCGCCGCACCGCCCCGCUCGCCGGACAGCCCCGGCAGGCGGCGACGGCAACGCACCGCCGUCGCAGCUCUCGAAGCCAGCUCCGCGGACCUGACCCCGGAACCGUCAGCGGCGCUGCACCCCGAGCCCUCCCUCGCGGAGCCCGACGUCCACAGCUCCGCCGUCGCGCACCCGGCCGACAGAGAGUCUAUGCGGCGUGCGUCGGACCUGAGCUCGAUGCAUCGGCGCGGCAGCCAAGGCGCCGACUCCGCGGGGCAGCCGCCGGUGGCGCCGACGCCGGAGCAGCUGCUCGGCAGCGACGCCGGCUCCGGGUACGCCAGCACGGAUCUCCCGGCGGGGGAGUUUCUGUCCGCACGGGGGUCCAUGGACGAGCACCUCGCGAGCGCGAUGCGCAGCUCGGCGCGGUCGUCGGCCGCGGAGAGUUCCCAGCAGGUCCGCUGGGACCGGUCGAUGUCGCAGGGGGGGGAGUCGUCGCGGGACUCCCCCGGCCGGGGGGGCAAGCGGCGUGUGUCGUUCGGGGGGUUCCUCGAGGCGCACCGCGAGGACCCGGACGUCAGCGCAGCGGGUGCGUCGAGCCGCGGCCGGCGUGCGUCGCACAGCGGGCACGCGGAGACGCAGAUCCCUCAGGCCUGGUACCUCGGCGCGUCGCGAGCGAAGACAGCUCUGGAGCUGAGCAUGUCGGCGGGUCGUCGCUCCCGCACGAGCGGCGGCGCGCAGAGCGAGGAGAUGUCGAUGACGCAGCGGAUGCGCAGCCGGCUGAAGGCCUACGGCUCGUCGAUGCGCGGGCAGCGAUGGCAGCAGAUGUAUGGCGAGGCGCCGGGCGCGUACGAGGGCGGCGAGGGCCUCGAGACGGUCGAGCGCGCGCUCGCGCUGUGCGGGAACGAGGGCGUGGCGCCGGGCAAGCGCCUGUUCUCCGGCAAGAAGAAGGGAGGGUCCCCGCGCAGCGGCCAGGCGAGCCCCGGGCAGCUCGCGCGGCAGCUCUCGAUGAACUACGCGGAGGAGCAGCGCCGGGCGACGAUGGAGAAGGUGCGCGCGCGGGAGCGCCGCAAGGAGCGCAGGGAGCGCGAGAGCGGCAAGCGUCGCCCGCGCCGCGCCAGCAACCAGCGCCUGGCCGAGCUCGCGCAGCCGAAGCGCUCGUCGCAGAGCGAGUUCGAGGAGAAGCAGGAGUACCGCGCCCUGGUCAACAGCCGCUCGUCCUCGCGCGGGCGCGGCCCGCGCCCGGAGUCGCCUGAUGACAGCCAACGGCGGCGCUCGACUCUUGGCAUCAUGGGCGCGAGCAGGAAGAACCUGCUGCCGUCGUCGGACCUCACGGCGCGCAAGCGCCUCGAGAAGUACGUCGCGACGGGCGAGCUCCGUCCGCCGGAGCCCGGGAUGGCCGUCCUCGGCGACGACGACCCCGCCGGCAUGGAGGACGAGGGCAGGCAGCAGGUGUGGCGGCCGAAGAUGCCGGUGCGGUCGCACCUACACGAGCCGACGGCGGCGUCGCGCGGCGCGGUGACGGGGCGCCACCGGCCGCACACGCGCGGGCUGCAGGCGAUCGCGCGCGCCAUGUACUCGUGCGGGGGGAGUCAGUACCAGGCGCUGCGGGCGGCGCGCAAGGUGCUGGACCAGCCGCUGGCUGCGUCGGGGGACGCGAUGGGGCAGUUCAAGGCCGGGCAGCUCGGCGUGUCGGGGUACACGCGCGCGCUGUUGGUAGCGAACGGUCAUAUCCGGCCGGAGGACAGUAUGGCAAAGCGACGGCUGGGGCUUGCGUUUUCGAGCGGGCAGAGCGCGCGGCCGGGCAGCACGAAGCACGUGAUAUCGAAGCUGCUGGGUUCGGCGCGUGCGAGCGAGAGGGAGAGCACGGCGGGGGAGUCGCAGCGCGCGUCGCGGAUGUCGCGGCCCGGGACGGCGCAGCCGCGGUCGCCGACGGCGGGCGAGAAGGUGCUCGGGAGCGACAUGGAGGCGAAGAUGGCGGUGCUGGAGCGGAUGCUGUCGGGCGCGACGGUCGGGUGGGAGAAGGGGGAGUCCGGCGUGGUGGUGUGGGGGGGGACUGUCACGCCGACGGUCUAUGGGGCGAUCCGGGGCGGGGACGCGGAGGGGAAGCCGCUGGUGGACGCGGUGGCGGCGCGUCGGAAGCAGCUCGGGACGAAGGUGCUGGACAAGAGCAUGGUGGUCCCGAUGUCGGUGUGGGGGGUGUCUCACCAGGGGGCGGAGGAGGACGUGGCGAUGCGGACGCUCGGGACGCGGACGUUCAACAACGGCGUGCAGACGCGCGUGGUGCCGACCAAGGUGCCCAAGGGAAGGCUCAUUCGCGAGCAAUUAGAGAUUGCCAAACUGCAGCGGCUGCGCAAGGAGAUGCUGCGGCAGCGCGCGGCGAUCGAGGCGCUGUCGAAGCCGAAGGCCGCGAAGACGUGA
This is a messenger RNA of Pedinophyceae sp. YPF-701, 5451 nucleotides long. The record is from the annotation of a GenBank genome assembly. NCBI's taxonomy places the organism in Eukaryota, Viridiplantae, Chlorophyta, Pedinophyceae.